Molecule: messenger RNA, 3816 nt
Organism: Solanum verrucosum
Lineage: Eukaryota; Viridiplantae; Streptophyta; Magnoliopsida; Solanales; Solanaceae
Exons: 9
Coding region: 16-3321 (1101 amino acids)
Source: RefSeq, a predicted model, not a curated record
AAUCCCUAAUUCCCAAUGGCCUUCGAUUCCGAUGAGGAUUUAUCCGGCAACGAUUCUGAUGACGGCUUCCAAGAAGACAUGGAAGCGCUCAAGAAAGCUUGUCUUUUCGCCGGCACGGACGCCGACGACCUCCAACCUUCAUCUUCCACCGGCGAUGUUGCCGGUGGCCACGUCGCCGAUGGUGAUGAUAUAACGCCCUAUGGUUCAGACGCCAACGACGAUGACAUUGCGUUCGUACGUGGGUUACAAGAGCGAUUUGCCCUAUCAACGGAGCUUCGCGAGCCUAUAAGUUUGAAACCAUUGUGCUCUAUUUUUCCACCUGGCUCAGAGGGUGAUGAAGAGAAUGAUUUAGAAACCUUACGUGCUAUUGAGCGCCGUUUUGCGGCCUACGAUGAUGAUUCUGGGAAUAGAAGAAAGGAGAGUCCUUUAGAUAAAUUUGAGCAGGUUGGUGUCACUAACAUAUCCUCGGAAAAGGAAACUUCCAAUAAUUUCUUUGUAGAGAGAACUAAUGCUGAGGAAGGGUUUCCCGCUUGUGUAGAUAGAACCAUACAGAUUUCUGAAGGAUGCAGUAAUGACGUUGCUAGUUCUCAGAAUCUCACUGAGGGGCAUGAUUCUGGUGCUGAAACCAUAGCAGCAUCAGUUAAUUCUUCUUGCUUACCAAAAUCAGCACAUGCAUUUCUUGAUGCCAUAAGGAAGAAUAGGUCUUGUCAGAAAGUUAUGCGGGAUAAGAUGAUGCAAACUGAAGCAAGAUUGGAAGAGUUGAAAAAAUUGACGGAGCGGGUCAAGAUCCUUAAGAGCUUUCAGCUCACAUGCAAAAAGAGAAUGGGUCGGGCCUUGUCACAGAAAAGAGAUGCUCGUGUCCAGUUAAUUUCUUUGCCAAAGCAAAGGUUCAGUGCAAAGGGAAAGAAGUUAUCUGCAACACAUUGUGGACCUCCUGAGAAUUCUCAUGUUGCUAGCUAUAGGGAGGCAUUGACACAUUUUGCUGUCUCAUUGAGUCGCAAGGAGUGGUCCAAGGAAGAGAGUGAAAAUCUUGCGAAAGGAGUGAAACAGCAAUUUCAAGAGAUGUUACUUCAACGCUCGGUCAAUCUUCUAAGUGAUGAGGAUGGAUGUUCUAGAGAAUCUGGUGAUCUUGAUGAUGUCAUUGCCUCAAUCAGAGACCUCGCAAUUACCCCCGAGACCAUGAGGUUAUUUCUACCCAAGGUCAAUUGGGAUCAAGUAGCUUCCAUGUAUCUUCCUGGUCGUUCUGGUGCUGAAUGCCAAUCAAGGUGGUUGAACUGGGAAGACCCCUUAAUUAAACAUGAAGGAUGGGAUUUAUUAGAAGAAAAGAACCUAUUGCAAGCUGUCCAGCAGAAAAAAAUGAGUAACUGGGUUGAUAUUUCUACAUCAUUAGGAGUAUGUAGGACUCCAUUUCAGUGCUUAUCACAUUAUCAGAGGAGUUUGAAUGCUUCAAUCAUUAGGCGGGAAUGGACAGAUGAGGAGGAUAUUAGACUCUCUGCUGCUGUGGAGACUUUUGGUGAGAGCAAUUGGCAGUUUGUUGCUUCUGUCAUUGAAGGUCGGACAGGUACUCAGUGCUCCAAUAGGUGGAUUAAAUCUAUUCAUCCAGCAAUGAAAAGGUGCGGGAAAUGGAGUGCUGAUGAAGAUAAGCGAUUGAAAGUUGCUGUGAUGCUUUUUUAUCCUAAAACUUGGAGGAAUGUAGUUCAAUCUGUGCCUUGGCGAACUCCAAUUUGGAAGAAGGUUGCUCAAUAUGUACCUGGGCGGACUCAUGUACAAUGUAGAGAAAGAUGGGUCAAUAGCUUAGAUCCUUCUUUGAAGUUGGAUGAGUGGACAGAAGAGGAGGAUUUGAAGUUAAAAUCAGCCAUUGAUGAACAUGGAUAUUCCUGGUCCAAGGUUGCUGCAUGCAUUCCUCCACGUACUGACAAUCAGUGUCGCAGGAGAUGGAUUGUGCUAUUUCCAGAUGAAGUUUCUAUGCUGAAAGAAGCUAAAAAGAUACGACGAGAAGCUUUUAUUUCCAACUUCGUUGACAGGGAGGAUGAAAGACCUGCCCUUAGACCCAAUGUCAUAGUUCCGACACAGAAACUUAGUUCUAGAGCUGGAUGUGAAACUACUUCUGCGAAUAAAAAGAGGAAACUACGGCCCAGAGCAACAAGGGAUGAUAUGGCUCCUAGGUGUGAUGCAAUGUGUGAAAUGGAGAAGCGACAUGCAGAGGGGAGUGAGGGUCCAGAGUCUUCUGAUCUUAUAAACAGCAGUUUGUUACCUUCUAGAGACCAGGGUUGUAAUGAUGCAAUAAAGAAUAAAAGAACGUCUAAACUGCGUCCUAGAAAGACAAAAAAAUCUACACCAAAUGAUAAGGUUCCAGAGGCUUCUGCUUCCAGUGAGUCUACUAUUGCAGAUGGCAAUAUCUGCAAGAGGAGGAGGAGGAGUAUCAGUUCACUGGUGAAGAAAAAGAGUAGAACUGUCCCCUCUGCUUCCAGUACAGUUGAAUCUACUACUGCAGAUGGCAAUAUCUGCAAGAGGAGGAGGAGAGCCAGUUCGUUAGUGAAGAGUAGAGAGAGUUCAUCAUCUUUGCCAAAUCUGUCUUCGUCAAUGGCAGUUGUUGAAGAGGCUGAGUCACUUGUUCAAGACAGCAGGAAUGCCAAGAAUGCUAUGGAUAAAUGCCAUCCCGCAAGUGAAUAUGAUGAUCCCUGUAUUAGCCCUCAAGGUCCUCCAUUGGCACAUCCACACUUGGAUAAAGGGACAGCUGAUCUCAAUGUUGGUGAGAAUGAAAAUGGCUCUACAACAGGGUUCCAGGAUAACUCUUUACUUUUUCAAAGGAAUGCUGUUGUGUGCACUGAUGAAAAUGCUAGUCAGUUAGAAGCAUCUGCAACACCUGGCACUCAGGAAGGUGUGAAUUAUGGAGCUUCCGUCUGUCAUAAGCUUAAUGAAUGCAGUCAAUUGGAGAAUAAUGUCAAGUCUUCCUUAGAUAAUCUACCGCAAACAGCAGAUGACUGCAUGACCCUUGCUUCUUUUGUCCGUAAAUCGCGAGCAAAGGUAAGUUCAUCGUCUUCUACUAAGGUUGUCAGGUUGCAUCCGGGCAAAGCUCAAAGUAAAGCUAUGGCUGGAGAUCACUCUAGCAGAUCUUGUAUAUCUGGUGGUCAUGAUGGGAUGGAGAAGAGAAGUAAACAAGAAUGCACCAGUUCCAAUCAGAUAUCAGGGACUGAAGUAGAGGAUGACAUGCCCCUCUCUUCUUUCAUGGGCAGAGUGAGGAAAAGGGAGUGUACUGAAGUAGGGGAUGACAUGCCUCUCUCUCUCUUUAUGGGCAGAUUGAAAAGAGAGCAAUGCUAAUUUUUUUUUUAUAGAUUUCCAAGGCUGCUUAUUAUUCUCUGAAGCUAUGGUAAGGGCCCAAACUGAUUUAUCCUAUCUUCAUCUUGGAUGCAUACAUCUACAUUGCACAAAAAUUUUCAGGUUGCUGGGGGGAAACUAAUGAGGUUCACUUGUAUAGGCGAUCGCGAUUGGGAAAGUUUUCUCUAUUUCCUGCUGGAUGCAUGAGUUAUAAAUUGCUCUAAUGUAUUUUUGUUCUUCAAAUUCAAAAGCCAUUCUUUCUAAUACUAAUGGGAGAGCUCUGAAGACGUGGUUUGUGGGGGUACUGAAUAGGCACUUUUUUCCUGUGUCAGUAUUACUGUAAAAUUUUGUACCUUCGCACUGCGAUGAAUGUUUUUGUAAUCUAUAGCAUACUAUUACCAUAUGGUUACAAUUUUGGUUUGACAUACAUGUGUAUUUUGCUAUGAUCUUAAUGCGUAUCCUUUGGUUGGUUACAUUGUUUAAGUACUAGUUUUAAGG